This is a messenger RNA of Camellia sinensis, 624 nucleotides long. RefSeq names its product thioredoxin H-type. NCBI's taxonomy places the organism in Eukaryota, Viridiplantae, Streptophyta, Magnoliopsida, Ericales, Theaceae. Gene Ontology annotation, molecular function: protein-disulfide reductase activity. The record is from RefSeq and is a predicted model, not a curated record.
GAAAUAAAUAAGGCAGAGGCGUUUCUUGUGUGACAAACUUACAAAAGCUGUUUCGAUUUUGGUCGAGAGAGAGAAGAAAAAAGAAACAAAGAAAAAAGGAAGCAAAAAUGGCAGUGGAGGGACAAGUGAUUAGUUGCCACACUGCGGAUUCAUGGAACGAACAGCUCCAAAAGAACAAUGUUUCCAAGAAACUGGUGGUUGUUGAUUUCACUGCUUCAUGGUGUGGACCAUGCCGUUUCAUUGCACCAUUCCUGGCAGAGUUAGCUAAGAAGCUACCCACUGUUACCUUCCUUAAGGUGGAUGUGGACGAGCUUGAGUCGGUUGCUAAAGAUUGGGCUGUGGAAGCAAUGCCAACUUUUAUGUUCCUGAAAGAAGGGAAGCUUGUGGACAAGGUUGUGGGAGCGAAGAAAGACGAGCUGCAGCAGACUAUUGCCAAGCACAUGAAUACGGCUUAAAAAUCCUAUUACUAAUAAUUUCUCAUUUUGCCUUUUGAGGAAGCUCUGGACCUAUUAUAUGCUAUUGUUAAUUACGCUUUGUUUUGCAUUUAAAUACAGACUGGUACUGGAUGUUGCAAGUUCUUAUUCUAUAAUAUGAUUAAUAUCGUGUGAUUUUAUUGGUGUUUUA